ACGGGUUAUUUGUUCCAGUGAAAGUGUCAGACGGUCCCUAAGUGUGCAGGCUUGGUAGUUGAUACUGGAUCACCGAGCAGCAGCAGCUCCCUAAGACCGUCGCUGCGGUCCCUCACGGCGGACACGCAUCCACAUCAUCCCCGCGUCCUCUGCUCCUGCUGUGCGGCUCUGAGCUGGAAGCUGAACGGUCCGGAGAGGGCUACGGCGGUGCGGCCAUCUGCGGACAUGAGGACACCUGAUACGGCGGCUUCUUGCGAAAGGCGGACCGGGAACCGCGUCGAUUUUCGCCGAGCAAAAGAAUCGUCAUGACCCUUUUCCUGCAGACCAGUCACUCUUUGUCUGAGGGACCUUGACCCGUUUUGGUUUCUGGACUUAUCAACGCAGGGAUGAGAUAAUAAAGUCAACUAGCUGGUGCAUGCUGCUACAACAACUCUUGCGGCACUUGUAAACCCACCCCAGCCUGCCUCCAGCCCCUCCCUGACGGAAAUUAAUUUCAACAGUCGAAAACAUGACAACACCGGCUCUCCUGCCGCUGUCGGGCCGCAGGAUUCCCACUCUGUCACCGGGUGCCUCCUCCUUUCCGCACCAUAGAGCUACGCUAAGGCUCUCCGAGAAGUUCAUCCUCCUCCUCAUUCUCAGUGCCUUCAUCACCCUAUGUUUCGGGGCCUUCUUCUUUCUCCCGGACAAUUCCAAACACAAGCGCUUCGACCUGGGCUUGGAGGAUGUGCUCAUCCCUCAUAUUGACUCGCCCAAAGAGGGGAAGCAUGUGUCUGGACAAGUGGUCAUACAUGGACAGGGAGGACAUGACGAGCACCGGCAUAGGGAGGAGGAGGAGAGCCUGCGGGACAAGAUACGGGCAGACCACGAGCGAGCUCUGCAGGAGGCAAAGGAGAAGCUAAGGAAGUCACGUGAGGAGCUGCAGGCUGAGAUCCAGACAGAGAAAAACAAAGUGAUGGAGGACCUGAAAAAGAAGGACCAAGGGCCUAAACCUUUGCCACCUGUCCCGAUGCCAAAAGUGGUGGGUGUCAGUGAUGGAGAACCACCAGAGCCUGACGUCAAAGAGAAACGAGACAAGAUCAGAGAGAUGAUGAAACAUGCGUGGGACAGCUACAGACAGUACGGCUGGGGUCAUAACGAGCUGAAGCCACUCGCCAAGAAGGGACAUUCCACAAAUAUCUUUGGUAAUUCCCAACUAGGGGCGACCAUUGUGGAUGCCUUAGACACUCUGUACAUCAUGGGUCUGCACGAUGAGUUCAAGGACGGACAGGAGUGGAUUGAACAGAACCUGGACUUUGGUGUGAAUUCUGAGGUCUCAGUGUUUGAGGUCAACAUUCGUUUCAUAGGAGGACUGCUGGCCGCCUACUACCUCUCUGGACAGGAAGUUUUCAAGCUUAAGGCGGUCCAGUUAGCCGAGAAGCUGCUCCCUGCCUUUAACACUCCCACAGGAAUCCCCUGGGCCAUGGUCAACCUGAAGAGUGGUGUUGGUCGUAACUGGGGUUGGGCGUCAGCAGGAAGCAGCAUCCUGGCUGAGUUUGGGACUCUUCAUAUGGAGUUUGUUCAUCUCACGUAUCUGACAGGGAACCCUGCCUACUACCAGAAGGUGAUGCACAUUCGGAAGCUGCUGGCCAAAAUGGAUCGACCCAACGGGCUCUACCCCAACUACCUGAACCCCCGUACGGGCCGCUGGGGUCAACAUCACACCUCAGUUGGAGGACUUGGGGACAGUUUUUACGAAUACCUGCUGAAGGCAUGGCUCAUGUCAGACAAGACGGAUACAGAGGCCCGGAAGACGUAUGAUGACGCCAUUGAGGCCAUCGAACGCCACCUGAUACGCAAAUCCAACGGUGGUCUGACCUUCAUUGGUGAGUGGAAGAACGGCCACCUGGAGAGAAAGAUGGGCCACCUGGCGUGCUUCGCCGGCGGCAUGUUUGCGUUGGGCGCUGAUGGUUCACCCGACGACAAGGCAGGGCACUACUUGCAGCUGGGAGCCGAGAUCGCGCACACUUGCCACGAGUCCUACGACAGGACGGUGCUGAAGCUCGGCCCGGAGGCUUUUAAGUUCGACAGCGGGUUGGAGGCGGUGGCAGUGCGGCAGAAUGAGAAGUACUACAUUCUGCGACCGGAGGUCAUUGAGACCUACUGGUACAUGUGGAGGUUUACCCACGAUCCCAAAUACCGGCAGUGGGGCUGGGAGGCAGCACAGGCCAUUGAUAAGUACUGCAGGGUGAGCGGAGGUUUCUCCGGAGUGAAGGACGUCUACUCCUCCAACCCGACCUACGACGACGUGCAGCAGAGCUUCUUCCUCGCAGAGACGCUUAAGUACCUGUACCUGUUGUUCUCCAGCGACGACCUGAUGCCGCUGGAAAGCUGGGUCUUCAACACGGAGGCUCACCCGCUUCCUGUUCUCCACCUGGGCAACAUCACUCUGCCCGGCAGCGAGCCGGCUCAACGGUAGAUGGACAGACCUUUCUCUCUCCGCCAACAGCACCAGGGGGCGCCACAUGUCUGCCCACCUGCCUCAAAAAACUAAAACAAAAAAAAUCACCCACAAACACUGAACAAACUUACAUUCUGAUGUACAGACUCUCAACUGCGUUCGGACUGCAGACAUCGACAGGAGACGGAACGAGAGCCUCCAGCACAGAAGAGAGGUUCUGAGGUUCUCCCACAGGAGAAGAGAGGUUCUCUUCUUCUGUCUUUAAAUCUUCGACUUUUUCUCUCCAUCGCUCUGUCUUCUCUGCUCAGGACGGUGGGUGCGCUGCUCAGCUUCAAGUUUGGCUUGAACAAACUCUUUUCUCUGAAGGACCGAGCUCCAAAGCUGGUGGCUUGACUUAGUUAUUUUUUAUCGUUUUUUGUGUCUUAUUUGACCAAACUUUGCUCCUGCACAGACUGGAGGCACUGCGAGUGCUCUGUGGGGUUUUGUGAAGGACAAUGCAGUCACUUUGACACUGGGCCUGAUGGAGGUGUCAUUUUUCCACACAGACAGACUCAAGGACUUUACAGGGUCUGUUAAUAAAGUGUGAUAUAUUUUUGGGGGGGAUGUAAAAAUCCUGAAUGGGGACUCAGUGUUGAAUCAAAGCCCUCCGUUUCUCCUGACCCGACCUACUCCCCAUGUGAUGGUCAUCAGAUGAACCUUGACCUGGAACUGUCAGCAGCUCGUCACAUCCUUGGUGUCAGAGCGGGCCAGAAACAGCAGCAGGCCUCCCUCCAUCUUCACCACUUCUCAAAACCUUUCCACGUUCUCCUCCAGCUGGACACAUCAACCCCAAACCAGCUGCAACUCGAUUUAUCAAACCAUCUCUUAUUUCAACACCUCUCUCAUCUCUCCUGUCCGCUUCUUUCCCACCUUUUCAUAAAUCACAUAACAUCAUUUUCACACCAUUCAAGGCUUGAACCCAACCAUGCUUCCAUAGGAGUGCGUGUGUGUAAGAGUGUGUGUGGCAGUUUAAAUAACCCCUGCUGUAAAUCAAUAGUUUGUGCACUUUGUCUAGGAAAAGGGGGGUGGAGGUGUAGCACUGGAAGAGCUGAAUAAAAGAAGAUGGCUUAUUCCACAGUUUACUCCUUUCGACCUUGUAUCACUGUUCUGCCACCAAAACUGAAGGCUUCAUUAACCCCCUGCGCUCUUAAAAAUCAGAAUCCUACUCUCGUUUUCUCUUCUCUCGUCUCCUCGUCUUAUUCCCUGCGUCACUUCUCCACCAGAAGAAGAUUUAGAACUUUCAGGCCUUUAGUCUCAGGGUUUCACACAUCCUUCUGGAAAGUCUGGCAAAGAAUGAAACCGUAUCUCAUAUCAGUGAAAUAGGAAUUUUGAAUAGAUUUAAAAUAAAAUGUGGAAAAAAAUGUUUUUUCAUUUUCAGAGAAACAAUCACCUGUGAACCUACUCCGGGAUCUGACCCUGUUCAUCACAUUGUCCAACAACUAAAUGAAUCAUAUCCUCAAAAACAUCUAGAGCAUUAAAACUAUAAAGAAACUGUGGUCGGAGGGAAACGUAUAGUUUCUGGCGUAGACUGUAAAUAAACAUGGACGACACAUCUCCACUUCCAACCUCUGUACAAAAAUGAAGCUAAUAGAUCCCAGACUUGGGCUCCGCCAUCUUUCUCCUUUAACGUCACAUGCACUCGACCAAUCCCAGGUCAGUCUCAGCUGUUUUUUGUUUUUUUUGCUGCAAAUAACCAAUACUAAUGCUCACAUGGAGGAGGCAUUAUCAGCAACCAGAGGGAAAUACAGAUUUUUUGGGGGUUUCACUUUUGGGAACCGUCAUGUCGUCCCUCAUAAACACACGCUUUGGGUUUUACCAUGAUUUUAUACCAUUGUUAAGAAUUAUAUAUUACUAAUGUUAUCACAAUACAGUCAGCUUAAUGAUGGGCUCAAUACACUUGUGCUAUGAACGUGUGUAUUUGUGUGUGUUCGCAACAGAGAGAAUGACGGUGUGUUAAAAUUGUGAUAUUUUCUGUAAGUUCGUCACCAGAUUGUUGGACAUGAAUCUCGUUUCCAAAAUGCGCUGAGCCAUGAAGGUUUAUAUCUGGUUUCCUUCUCGAGCCUUAUUUGCAUUUGUGACUCCUUGGGUGACACUGUGCUCUUUAUUUACAUUGUGUUUAUAUGAUGUGUCGUGAUAUAAAAUUCCUGUCAUUGUUUUUAUUAGCACAGAUUGCUGUCUGGCGUGCACAUGGAAUCAAAAUGUUGUCAGAGCCAAAUUAAUGGUAACAGCAGAUGAGACAAAAACAACAAGAUGACAGUUCAAAGAAAUUCCCCAGAAAUUUAAUUAAGAAACCCAGACACUCCCUUUUUUGACCGAAACAGAAUUUUCUGACAUUCACCCUUUUUGCAGCUGUUUGUUUGGUGAUAAAGACGAUCUGUGUGAUCAAGCACCACAAACCAAUAAAUCCCACAUUGCUCACAAACCACAUUAAAGCUGCAGGAGACCGUCCGCACGUCCGACAGCCGAGAAGGACACAGAUUAUUAUGAUAACACCAUGUAAUAUUGAAAAGUCAUAGAAUACUAAAGUAAAAGUAAAAAUCUGAAGCACAAGACGAUAUCAGGAACACGUUUAAACAUCAGCUGUGAUCAGAAAGAUUUAGGACCUGAUAUGUGAGAACGUCUGCAGCAGUAACCAACUUUUAAGCCACUUUUUGGGUUUGAUCACUUAUUAUCUUGUUAACUUGGCUUUGACCAAGAGUGUGAGAUAAUGUUUUAUCAAUCUGCCUUUUUUCUUCUGUUUAAAAUUAAUAAUGUGACGCAAAAGGCUUCUGCAGUUGUUGUUUUUUUAAGGAAUCUUCUCAAGUGUACACUCAUGAUUCUUUGCUGCCCAGUUCUUCAUUUCUCUCCCUCAUCAUUCAUCCAACAUCAUCUCAGUCUUCCUCUUUCAUCAGAUCUCCAGUCGUCCGUAAUGUUUCAGUUUUGGUUCUCAGCCUCUCUCUUUCCCCCCCAAAAUGGUCUCUGACAUGACGCUGACAUCAUCACCACCUUUAUUCCCAAAAGGAGGCAGCCCAAGGAGGAACCCAUGGGCGGCGCUUUUGAAAAUUGAGUGUUCUGUAUUUGUAUUUUUACUGAACUAAAAAAAAUAAAAUUAAAGUAUCUGUAAAUACGUUUAAAACUGAGACACAAAGUCAAUAAAGAUGUUAUGAAAAUUGG
Messenger RNA from Platichthys flesus (European flounder), 5629 nucleotides. RefSeq names its product mannosidase, alpha, class 1A, member 2 (gene man1a2). The coding region runs from base 509 to 2455 and encodes 648 amino acids. Gene Ontology annotation, biological process: carbohydrate metabolic process; N-glycan processing. The transcript is spliced from 14 exons. Gene Ontology annotation, cellular component: endoplasmic reticulum; Golgi membrane; extracellular exosome. The record is from RefSeq and is a predicted model, not a curated record. Gene Ontology annotation, molecular function: calcium ion binding; mannosyl-oligosaccharide 1,2-alpha-mannosidase activity. NCBI's taxonomy places the organism in Eukaryota, Metazoa, Chordata, Actinopteri, Pleuronectiformes, Pleuronectidae.